CGAACAGCACGUGCUAGAUAGCGCGCAUGUUUUGUGUCUGUUAAAUGUCCAAUCUAGAACAAAAGACUGAUAGUUCGAAACGGAAAAGGCAUCAUAGAUACUCCCGAACAACCCUCCAGCAAUUAAAACCUGUUGGACAAGAAACUCGUUUACCGAUCAAUGGAGUUCUCAGUCCAAAUAAAUCGUCAACAAGUAAUGUAUACUCCCCGCACUGGUCCAAUGAAGAGCUAAUUUCAGGUGUCAAAAAUGGAGGACUCCUAUCGGGUAAUUUGCGGAUUAAUCCAAGAAGCUUUGAAGAUGGAUACAUAAAACAUCCGGUUGGUGACGGUGACGUAUAUAUUUCAACUUUGGUUAACAGGAACCGAGCUUUACCUAAUGAUAUUGUUGCUGUUUUAUUGGAACCUAAGCGUAACUGGAGGGUGUAUGAUUCUUUUGUUGAUCAAACAGCCACGACAGAAACUGAGGACCUCAAACAGACCAAGAAGCCGAGAUAUGUCACUGUGGAGCAAUUCAUCAAAAUUCAACCCGAAGGUUUGGAAAAGCUUAUAGGUGAUCGCCUUGCAAAACAGAUAAAACAAGAUCUGGAUUCGCCUACUGAUCCUGUUGACUGUUUGCCAAGUGAAGACAAUCAACUAACGUAUGCUGCAUGGUGGUCAGUUAUUCAGAGAACUGGUCGUGUUGUUGGAAUUUUACAACGUUUACAUUCACGUGCAUUUAUAGGUCAUCUUCAACUUCCUAAUAAUGGACAAACACCACAGAAACCUUCACAUACUAAUCAGGAUUCCAAUUCGAAAAUUGUGAUUUCCGAAAAAUGUGAUAGUCAAAAAGACGAUCAGUCUAAUACUACUACUACUACUAAUAAUAAUAGUACAUUACCUAACUGGAGAAAUGCUGUCCUCAUACCUACAGAUGCACGUUUACCACGGGUUGUUAUACCUCGUGAAUCUUGUCCAAAAGAAUUUCAGAGACAUCCAGAAAGUUAUAAAAAUGUCCGUUUUGUUGGUCGCAUUACUGAUUGGAAUGACAAUAGUAUAUUUCCCAAAGGGGAAUUGUUAAGAAAAUUAUCUUGUGAUUCUUCCAAUCUGAUUCAGGAUGAAACGGAUAGAAUUUUAGUUGGUGCUGGAUUCAUGUGGGGUGUAGAUGCAGCUUUUCAGUUUCCUGACGAAGUCAAUGAAUCAGUACGUCAGUCUAUUGACAAUGUACAUGCUGAUCAUGAAAAAGAUUCUGCUUAUCGUAAAGAUUUUCGUGGAAAUUGUGUUUUUACAAUUGACCCAAGUACUGCACGAGAUCUUGAUGAUGCAUUGCAUAUUAGAAAUUUAGAACCAAGUGAAAUAGAAAGUUUAGCAUCAAUGGGCUAUCCUAAUGCUUUUUAUGAGGUUGGAGUUCAUAUAGCUGAUGUUUCGUAUUUUGUGAGACCUGAUAGUCCAGUUGAUAAAGAGGCAGCUUUCAGAGCAACUUCAAUAUAUCUAGUACAAUUGUGUGUACCAAUGCUACCUCGUUUACUCUGUGAAGAACAAUGCAGUCUUAAUCCAGGAGAGGAUAAACUAGCAUAUUCUGUUGUGUUCACUGUAACCGAGGAUGGAAAGAUUUUAACAACAUGGUUUGGUCGUACAUUCAUUCGUUCUUGCUGUAAACUUAGCUAUGAAGAUGCUCAGGAGUUUAUUGACCAUCCAAAUAAGGACUGGUCGUCCAGUGACCUCGUCAAAGUAGAGCAUCCAUAUACCGUACCGGAUAUUUGUCAAAAUGUCUUGAAAUUACACGAUCUGGCUUUCAAGAUGCGUAGAACUCGUUUUCAGUCUGGUGCUCUUCGAUUAGAUCAAGUCAAGACUUUCUUUUCAUUGGAUGAUGACAAUGGCUUACCGUUGGGUGUAUCUCCUUAUAUAGCUAAACAAAGCAAUUGGCUUAUUGAAGAAUGGAUGCUGGCAGCGAAUAAAGCAGUUGCUGAACGCCUGGCUAAAUACUUACCAGAUUCAGCUUUUCUUAGACGACAUGCACCACCAUCAAUGAAACAGCUUACAGAUGUUUCAAAUAGCUUGAAUAUGUCUGGAAUCAAUAUUGAUGUGGAUUCAGCUGGAUCAAUACAAGCUUCUGUUUGUCGUGAAGCUGGUUGUCCUCUUGAAAUUGGAUAUCACUAUUCUGAUACUCUUGCCAAGUUAUGUACAGAAUUUUUAUCACACCCAGCAAAUCUUGAAAACGGUUUAGUAACGGAAAUGGAAAAUCUUGGAAUAAAUCCUGUUAUCCGUGAUGAGAAAUCAAUAUUAGCAUCUCUUGAAAAUGAAGCUCGACUCCUGGUUACAGUUGCUUUACUAACUAAGACAAUGAAUUUAGCUGUUUAUUUCUGUUUGGGUAUUCUACCUUCUGAGCUGUCACCUGCUCAUUAUGCUUUAAAUAUGAAGUUGUAUACACAUUUCACAUCGCCUAUUCGUCGUUACGCUGAUGUUAUUGUUCACAGGCAGUUAUCAGCAACACUAGCCAAGGAAGAGAAAGAUCCUGAUAAAGCAGCAUGGUAUUUAAGUACAGCAUUGUCGAAUGAGGUCACACCAAUGGCACUGCAACAACAAGCUGAAGUAUGCAAUUCCAAGAAGUUAUCUGCUCGUUUAGCCAGUGAAGAAAGUGCUGAACUCUUUUUUGUUCUCUUUGUAAAGGAAACUGGUCCAUUAACGGAAGUGUGCGCUGUAACUGCUGUUCUGGAUCGUUCUUUUGAUGUUUUAAUUCUGUCCUGUGGGAUCACAAGAAGAGUGUACUUGCAGCAACAUAAUUUAAAAAGUUAUGAGUUUGUUCCUCCUCAGACAUCCAAGGGGAAAAUUGUUGAAGGUGGAAAACUCUCACUUCUAUGGAAUAAUAAUUCUGAAAAUUCUAACACAGUAAAUGAUUCAACCAAUAAGGAUAACACUACUACUGUAGCUGCUAUUGCUGGUGACUCAAACAGUCAAUCAUCAUCAAGUUGUAAUUGUUUGUAUAUGGAAAUUAAACUUUUUGAUGUGGUCCGAUGUUCUAUUGCUAUUGAUCCUAAUGAUACUGAAAAUGAUCCUAAUCGAAAUGCACGUCAGAAUAGUUUCUUACCAAAAUUACUUGUUACCUUACAACGUCCAACGUGUAACAAAUGUCUUUUUGUAUAAUUAAUUGUCUUAAUCAAUCUUACCUGUUCGUCAAGAAAGAAAAACCAAUGCAUUGAACAAUGACGUUUGUUUCUGGUUUUCUUCUUUCUACAAACCAAUGGGAUUUUGUUUCGUUACUUGUGUUAUACUCAUCUACCUGUAGAUAUUAUUAAUGUUACUCAUUGAGAUAUUUACUUACAGCGUAUGACGUUUUGUUGUUGUUUUUGUUUUUUUGUCUGAAAGGCAAACACCUUUAUUCUGUUUAUUUUCUUUAUCGUUGUUUUGUGAUCCCUACGUUUGUUUUCCUCGUCCUCAUUUGUUGUAUAAUUCAUUCAACUUUAGGUGUAAAAUAUACUUAAGGCUUUAAAAAUUGCAAGAAUUUUUGUAGAAG
This is a messenger RNA of Trichobilharzia szidati, 3489 nucleotides long. Lineage: Eukaryota; Metazoa; Platyhelminthes; Trematoda; Strigeidida; Schistosomatidae. The record is from the annotation of a GenBank genome assembly.